Molecule: messenger RNA, 9414 nt
Organism: Meleagris gallopavo (turkey)
Lineage: Eukaryota; Metazoa; Chordata; Aves; Galliformes; Phasianidae
Biological process (GO): mRNA stabilization; meiotic cell cycle; male meiosis I
Cellular component (GO): nucleus; cytoplasm
Source: RefSeq, a predicted model, not a curated record
CCCCCAUUAAUUUCUGCUGAGAGACAGUUUAAAGCUGUUGAACAGCACUGUGACCUGAUGUGCUCAAGCCUGCAAACUUGAAGACAUCUAUUUACUGCUUGGAUUUCACAAGCUGGGGAAGUGACCAAGUGGGAAAAGCAGCUUUCUAUCUCAGUCUAAUGAAAUUGAGAUACAGUUGUCUCUAAUGAUAUGAGACGUAUGCUAAUCCUUGUACUGUUAAUUUAACGAUUUCUACUCGGCCCCAAUUGUUGGUUUAUUACCGUAAAAGUCUCUUUAGCUAAAUGCUGAAAUUGUCUGUGACUUAAUUAUGUUUGUUUAAAAAUAACUCUAAAAACACUUCAUUUAGGAGGUUAAAUUAUAGUUGAUAAUCCAACACAUCUGGACAAGUAUUUCCUAACUUUAAUUGAAGUUUUGUAUUCCUAAAUGAAAAGACUUACUGAGAGUAUAUUAGUACCAAUAGUAUAUAUGAAGGGACACCAUCUACAUCUUUUGCUCUUAUUUUUAAUAUAUUUUGGCCACUUUAGGGUUCGUUGUAGUGAUUAGAAGUUGAGGUAAAAAGUCAGUUGUUUGCAUGAAGGUCCCUUGUGUGUCUCUGCUUAAGUGUGUGUUUGCUUGCCGCAUAUUGUGGUGUCAUGGGCUGCUUGGUGAUAAGAGUAACAAGUUGCCUUCAUAACACCUUCCCUCAACUGUCCCAGGUGUGAACUUUUUGAUGAUGGCAGCUCACAGCUGAGUUGGGUUUUCUGUUUUUACAAUUGGCAGCUUGAUAUCAGUGCUUUGUGAAGAGCAGUUUUUCUUUAAUUGGGGAUGAGUGUGUUAAGUUUUCUAUAAACCAACCCGUCCUCAGGCACCUCUGAGUAAGGCUGGGAGGCCUAUGUUGUUGUAUGCAGAUGUACUUAGGAGCUGUGGGACUGCACUGUUUGAAGGGCUUGUAUGGUGUUGGAUCACAGUCCUGGUUUGCAGAUCUUUAAUGUUGUAGGAUUGUUCUGCAUGCUGUCCUUUGGAAGAAGAACCUCACAAAGGUACUGGUGUGCUGUUCCAAGGAUAAUGCCUUCAUAAAGCUGGAACUGAGGAGCAAACUGGAGAUCUGUUCUACAACAGACUUGGGCUUGUGGCUUUGUAAAGCAGAUAAUCCUAAAUAUAACAAGUCCAAAACAGAUGUGCCAAAAAGAGAAGCGAGGGCCUUCAGGCUUUGCAGGGGGUGUUCCCAUGUAACUCACCUCUGGAACCUGUGUCAGUAGGGUGGGCUGUACAUACACUGAUAGUGCUCACUGUUGGCAAGGUUCAUCUGGAGUUUCUAGUGUUAACUUUUUCAAAUUAAUACUUUUUUUUUUCUUUUUGUAAAAUGGGAGGAUUAGCAGAUGUUACAUUGGUGUGAAGGGUUGUGGGAUUGCAUGACUGUUGGAUAUUGUGGGUUACAUUGUCAAGAAGUGCAUCACUUUGAGCUUUGGACAUCUAUUAAAUGGGAUGGAGUGAGAACAAGAAGCGGGUCACCAGUUUUCCCUGCUAACAGGACAACUUCUUGCCAUCAGGUAUUGGGUUGUUGUUGCUCAUCUUUUUGCUCGUGGCUCUUGGACAAUGUCAGAAGAAAAAAAAAAACAACAAUAAAAAUAACCCCCCACAACUUAAAACUGUAUAAAAAUUCAGAACGUGUUAAAGUACUCCAUGAAAAAGCUUGUCAGUUGAACAAAACACAAACUGGCAGUGCUUUUUUAACUAAAGCAUUGCUUCUAACAAAGCUCUAACGUAGCACCCUCAGGUUGUGAACCCUAACGUGACUCCUGCACUGCUUUGAAUGCUGUCUUUGGCUCGAAGUAGCGACUGUUUUGAGAUGCAAAUGGACUCUUUGGGAUUUCAGCUAUCAACCGGCUAUCAAUCCCAGUUAAAAGGUUAAGUCUGCCCUUAAGAAUCUGAAUUUCUGCUUGGGUGGCAAUGCUGCUUACAUUACAGAAGAAAUCUUGCAUGUUGGUAAGGAGGACAUGGUCAAACCAACUGCCACACAUGGUCAUUACAAGUCACAGGUAAACAGCAAGAAACAAAGAAUGGACACUCAAUUAAUUUCCCCAUUAUUAGGAGCAAUUCCCAACCCCUCACCUCCGUUAGAAUCUUCCUGUCUGCACAGUGAUUGCUCAGCACAUGGGGAAGUUGUUGGCACCAAAACUCCUUUCCAAGACUGCACCAAAAAACGGGCACAGAUAAAUCUUUCUUAUUCUGGCAAUGGCCCUGAUAUGUUUGGCCUGGUGUCGAGCAUCCUAGAGGAGCCAAACAAGGCAGAACCAGCUACAGAUUGGAAUUCACUUUCAAGAUUGUUUCCACCAUUGUGGGCUUCUGAUUUAGGAAACAACGGUGAAUUCUCAGGGCUUUCAUCUGAGCACUCUGUAGGCAGCGAGGAUUUGAUGUGCACACAGAACUGCUACCGAGAGCAGCUGCUCCAGUCGCACGAUGUGGAGCUGCUGCACAGAGGUUUAGAAGAUCUUUAUCUGAUCCAGUCUUGGCUUUCUCCAUCUGACCCCUGCAGUCAGCCUGACAAUGCUCUGAAAAACGGUUACCUUGCAAAUUCCUCUUUGGAAAACAAUAAUUCCAUUUUCCAAGAAAGCUGUGCGUUUCAAAGUGCGGAUUAUAAUCAGCGUUGGAGCAGAUAUGAGCAGCUGAGCUUAAAUGAAGACUUUGAAAAAAAUGGUUCCAGUUUUAGCACCUCUUCUCAAAACAGAAUGAAAGAUAGCUCUAUCAUUCAGAAAGGGUGUUGGAGAACUGAAAGAGCAAGAGGCAACGUGAUGAAAAAUGGUGUGUAUGAACAAAUUAAACGUUCUCCUGAUCUUUCUAAUCGGUCUAUUGGUGAUUCUUGGGAUGAAGUCCUCCAGAACAGUCACUUCUUUUCUAAAAGUUGUGAAAACUUUACAGCUGCUCAGAAAUCCCAGUCAUCUGUUCAUCCAUCGCUGUAUUUUUUCAGUCAACCAACGAAGGAAAGUUUUUCUAGAGUGACAAACAGAAAACCACAGGAAACCCAUGUGCAAAAUGGUCAUCAGAGCUUUACUUUAGGGGAUGUUUUUAAUAAUAAUAAUGAAUGUGAGAACCACGUUAGUACUGAAGAAUACACUCAUAAAAUUUCUGAGUUUGAUUUGUCAGUAAAAAAUGGGAAUUACUUGUUGUACCAUGGACAUACAUGGGUGGAUGGGAAAUCUGCAAGUCCAACAGCUGCAUCAGAUGUUGUGUUUGGAAAGCAGGUGGUAACAAGCAUGCAGUCAUCACCCGGACCUUCAACCACAUCUGGGGGCUCCUCCCCACAUCAUCCUAUGGCAUAUCCCUCUUACUACUCACAGACCUCACCAGUCCUCCCACUGGGAAAAGAUGGAAGUUUACAAACAUCAAAUAGUAUUUCUAACAAUUUGGGAGUUUCUAAUUUUAUCUCAGACAUUCAGAAGCAAAUGAGCCCCUUUGGACACUCGCAGCAUGAUUCUUUGACUAGUAAAGAGGGGCAGCAAUGCAAAUUCCCUGUUAAUUUUUCAUCCAGCUGGUUAACACAGCAGAAUGUUCUAAGUGAAGACCCUGAAAUGUGCCACAGGUUUCAAAAAAAGCAAACCCAGGAAAAUGGUAAUAAACAUGAUAGAAGAAGCAGAAGGAACUGGAUUCCUCAGUUUGGAUAUGCAACCCCAAACUGCCAGCAGUACAGCAUGCUCCAAAAGAGCCACGAACAGAAUGGCAGUAUCAUGUCAGAUUUUACCAAUCCUUCUUUUCUUCCUUCCUUCCCAUUCAUGUCUGAUUUGAAGCAAACUCCCAGCUUUUUUCCAUUUAAUCACCAUCUGUUUUCAUUAGCAAAGAACCUCAGUUUUCCUCCUUCGCCUUUUCCAUUCUCAGAACUUGUUGAUCUUCUCCAUUAUGAUGAUUUUAACCACUUGAAUCCCUUCAUCAGUGAUCUCUUUUGUGGGGAAAUAACUGCCCCAUACUUUGCCUUUCCAAUGCCGUUUAACAAGUGCAGACCUCCCAGGAGCCGCAGCGGACCUUCUAAUGAGCUUCACACCCAACUGGAGGAAUGUUAUGAGCAGUGGAGGGCUUUGGAGAAAGAGAGGAAAAAGACUGAGGCUGACCUUGCAAGGAACUUUCCAGGAAGGCGUGUUUCUAGCUCCAAUAACACUCCUGUGUCUCAGCUCCCUGCCCACCCAUCACGAGUGGAUCGUUUGAUUGUAGACCAGCUCCGAGAACAGGCCAGGGUGCUCACCUUAAUAGGGAAAAUGGAAAUGCUUUGUGGUGCCCCUGUGCACAGUAAUGUAUCUGCUGCCUUGAAACAUCACAUGGAAGCCAUCCAUGUAACGCAGGCACGGCGUAAGGAUGAGGUUGUUAAUGCUGUUAAUCCACAGAGACAAGGAGCGCUGCGUUACAACAGUGAGAAAGAUGUUCUGGCUCUGGCAGCUGCCAUUAGAGAUCUUGCUGCUUCCACACGCAGGGCUCGCACUGCGUUAUGGUGUGCAUUACAGAUGGCUUUGCCAAAACCCUCCCCAAGCAGCCUGGUAAAGCAUGAAACUGAAGGGACAACACAAGAGCUUUGUACUCUAAACACAAGCACACAAGGAUCCAACAGCAUGGAGAACGACAACACAAGAAGCAGAGAAGAAAAGCCUGAGGAACCCAUGAGGAUUCUGGAAUGACAGCUAAUAGUAAUAAUAAUAAUAAUAAUAAAGGGAGGCAGGAGGCCGAGGACUGGGGGAGAAGGGUGAAGUGGCCUUGUUAUACUGACAGUGUUUUCCAUUGGUUAUCAGAAAGCAAGAAGGUUGCAACAGUUGAUCAGAGCUACAGUUCUGUUACUGUGAUUCUGCAUCCCUUACUAGUGUUAAUGCAGUGGUAAUAUUGCUGGUAUUACAAUGUCUGCUACGUUAGAAUGUUAAGAGGAACUAAACAGUAGCUGAGCGUUUCCUUGUCUGCUUAUCCAAAGCUACAUAUCAGCUGUGAUUCAAGCCAUGACCUGAGAAAUCAGUGUGGUAGAACUUCCUUCUCCUUUCUGUGUUAAUGGUAUAGUCUAGCAUACUGAAAAGAGGGGGGGGAAAAAGUCAUUUGAAAGGUAUUUCAUUCAGGUGUUGAUUUGUUUGGCACUGAAAAGAACUACGUAAUGGUGCAAAAGUGAUCAGUAUGUGGGUAGCAUCCUAUCAUGGAGCAAUCCAUGCUCCUGUGUUGUUUUUCAGUUGAGGAAUUUGGGUUAUUGCUAUGUUUGAGAAUAAUCAGCUUGUAAUGGUGGUUCUAUGAGAAGCUUCAGCAUUUGUGCUGCCAGGUUCUAGCUAAACCAAGGUAGAUUGAGCUUUCCUACGUCUUAUACCAAGUAUCAGCACGUUUUACAUCUUAAAUACAAGGAUUUUGGAGACUUGCAGUGAGUACUGUAUUGAGAUACAUGUUAACAGGAGACUGAAAAAAAAUUGUGGCUCAGGAUUGGAAAAGAGAUUUAUUGAUUUCUCACUGGGUUAUAAACCAGUAAUUACACAGCAUAGUGUGCACUUCACUGAAAAAUGCUCUGUGUUAUUAGUGUGUGUUUCAUGGUACUACAGAUCUUUGGAAACAUUCCAUAUUUAUUUUAAUGUGUUUAUUGAAUGUUUAUUUAAAAUUCUAUUUUAGUAAUAUAAAGUUGAAUCUUUUGCCAAACCUUCCAAAUAAUCGUAUUUAACAAUUUACUCAGGAAAUAUGUCUAUUCUUAUAUAAAUAUACACGUAUACAUAGGGGUUUUGGGGGGGGGGGAGGGAUGUUAGCAAGAUACUUACACAAAGUUAGCUAUAUCCUAGGUUACCAAAGCUAUUUAAUGGUUUGUGUCCUGCGUGGAAGAUUUCACAUAUUGCAUUGCUGUUACCUGGUGUCCAUUCUGUGGCUUAGACAAUCAGAAAUGCUGUGUGUUGGUGUGAAUCUUCAGGAUGAGAAUAAGAGCAGAAUGAGUAAUUCCGGUUUUCUUCUUAUGGCAUGUAAAUAUUUUAGUGCUUUAACAGCUGUCUGAAUGCAACACCAUCACUUACAUGUGACUGCUAACCAGCUGUGGCUCUCAGCUAUUGCUGUAGCAAUGAAUGGCUUUGGAGAGCAGUUCUUACUUGAAAAGUGAAUUAAGCAUAAGGGAAGUUAUUGAGAGGUAUAAAUAGAGAUGUAUCUGUGCUCCACAGUGUUCAACAUGAAGUUUUGUGGGUAAAUCCAGAAUUGUUUUUGUUUCCAUACAUAUGCGCUUGCAGAAUGUUCAAAAGCAAAAAAACAUGGGGCACUGGAGAGUAUUGCUUUGAGUGUGAGGGUUUUCUUUGUGCAGGUGCAGCAUUUUGCACAAAUUAAGAUGGUGAAAUUGGCUUUUGAGAAACUGAUUACCUGUAUUACACAGCUGGAAAAGUGGAGUCUGCAGUAUUUCAGCCCGUGGCUAAUUUUUAAUUGUGAUUGCUGUACUGACAGGAAGGCAGAGCUGGGAAAAACAACUGUGGUCCUGCAGGAGUGCACUGUAGCAUUGUGUGUAGAGAGCAUGGUCCAUCUUAUUGUACUGCUGACCAUUAGCCAUUACUCUCAAGGGACGUGUUCUUAACUGACUCCUAAUGUUGUUAAUGUGCCUUCAACAGUUUUGUUUCUGAGCACAGUAAGUAACAGUAUGCUCACCUCUGUUUUGCACUGCUGCUUAAUUACCUGUUUACAAAGAGUUGCAGUGUGGCUGCAGCUGACUACAGCUAACAGCUGGGGUGGGCUGGUAGUGCUGUGCACCAUUGCUGCAGGGAGUCACAGUGCACGGGAUGUGUAUUUGCUUUAGUUGCUGAUCAUCCCCACAUUUGCUGACUUCAAUGAGAGCAAAGCUUUGGGCUGUUAGCUCACACUUAUCCUGGAGAGGUAUCUUCAUUUCACAGUCUGUACUGAUUUCUUAUUUAUACUGUUUUCUUCUCAUUUGUGAAGCAAUAGGGUGAAAUUACUUUGCUUUGUUUCCCUAAAUAACUUUACUGGGAUUUAAUUUAUUUCUUUUCCUGGGCUAUUUUUUGAGGUUUACAUUUUUUGAAUGAAUUGUAGCAGUGAUACAGAUCUGCUCCCACAUAAGGGAGCAAGAUGCUUUGAAGUCCCCUGUCAAGUCCCAGUUAUUGCUAAGUUAGGUGUUUUUUCGUUCAGUGUCGAUCUGUCAUGUUUUAAAAUCCCAAAUUGAGAGUCCAACACAAGAUAAAACGUAAGGAUCAGUUACUUCUGGGCACUGCAGUAGCCAUUGAGUUCUUGUGAUUUGGUUCUGCUGUUUCUCAGAAGAAGGCCCUGCGUCAGAGCUGGGAUGUCACUUCUGGCAGCAGAUUUGGCAUCCCUGCUUUUCUUCAGAUUCCACAGAUAGCUCUGGAAAUUAAAUGAAUCUGGUGGGAUUUAUAUCAACUUGCACUAAGAAGUUUGCAUUACUUUGUCUCUACUUUCCCCGUAGCAACGUGCAGGGAAGCAGUCUGGGCUCGUGCUCUUUGUCUCACUGGGCUGUUUUCAGAAAUGUUUGUCAGACUGAAUUGUUCCUGAGCUCCUCUUGUUGCUUUUUCUUCCCAGACUGAAUGUUUUCCUUUGCUGCUGGUAUUCACUGCUGCCAUAAACCACCUCUCUACCUGGGUGUGCAUCUUUUGGAGCUGAUUUGCCUUACAGCACAGAAGCUGUUGCUGUAAGCUUCAUGUAGGAUGUUGGAUUUUGUUGUUGCCACGUUUGAACUGCUAUAGAGGUUAUGCAACCAACAAACCUUAAGCCUGUAUGAAUUUCUUUAAAGCUUAUUUUCUUACCUGUUCCAAGAGCUGACUUUGUUUUAUUCUAUUCAGGAGUGAUGAUGUCAAAUGCUGCACAUUGGAGCAACCCUAAACAGUGGUGUCUUGAGGAUUUUGCUCCUAGCAUCACUACUGCUCUGACGUAUUUGGUUCUACUUUAUGGCCCCACUAUUUUAUGUUAUCUCUGUAGUGUCAUUAAGGUGGAGAAAACUUCUUCAGGAUUAUUUAACUCUUAAAAACUGUACACAAUAUUGGACAAGAAUAAUGAAUAUUGCACAUUGGUGAAUGUAUGAGAGCAGUUGACCUUGGAAUGCAUAUAUUUAAUUAAUGUUAUUUUUAAAUAAGUGCACUAGGCUACUGAAGAGCUGGGUGUUGUGGCCCUGCUUCCACUAAGCCAGCAGCUUGGAAAACUGGCUAUCAAGAAACUACAGCAAAGUGUGUGCCUGAGCUUGAUUUUGUUUCUCUCUAUGCUGACAAACGUGGAAUUAAUAGGAUUGUUUUCCUCCCUCUUAAAGCUGAGGAAUGGACCCAUAGCAGGAGCUUUGGCUGAAUUAAAUGUGUGGGUUUCUGAGGAUUUUGCACCUUGUUUCUCUCCCACUUGCUUGGACAGAAAUGAGCUGUAGCCAUCAGAAGGCCUGGAUUUAUUUCUGGAGCAGUUCAUUGCCACCAGCACUCCUUGUUGUUUAAGGAAUGCAAUAUGAAAUUAGGCAUCCCUUUUGUUAUAAAUCACUUUCUAAUUAAAAAUAUAUAUAUAUAUAUAUAUAUCAGUUUCCCAAUCAAUUUCAGUUACAUAAAAUGGGAGGUCAUUAUUUUUCUUCAUUAGCAAUACUGUAAUCAGAGGUGCAAAAAAUGUGUGUUGUCUGUGCUUUUAGAGACCAGAAAUACCUGGGGUUGGAGCUACUUGAAAAAAUGUGGACAAGUGGAGCUAUAAAUCCUCUCUCCUUGUUUUCCUUUCUAAUACUCAUUUGGCAAUUAUUCACACUUGGUCUCUCAGAAGAGGGUUAGAAAGGAUGAACAAUCAACUUGCAGUCCUUGCCAGCUGGAAAUUACUGUACAUUUUUUAGUUAUAUGAAAUACAACCACUUUAAGACUCAUUUAUGCACAGUAAUAACUUACUGAGCAUAGUUUUUUCACAAAAUUAGGCUGUUUCCCAUUAUAAAUGGGAAAGGUUUCCUUUUGUUUUAUAUGACAUAUGCAAAGAUGAACAGUGUCUGUAUUUUAAUAUACUAUUUGGUGUCUGGAGCAUCUUUUACAUGUUUGUUGUUCAAACUCAUGUAUUUUAUAGCAAGUUUGACACUGCUGGUGUCGCACUGCAGGAGGACUCAGAGCUGAUCCAUUCAAUAGCAAUAUGUGAAAGUGCAAUUUUACUAUAAUUGCUUGUGAUACAACAGCCAAAGUUGAUGAGAAGGUUUGUGUUAUGUGUGUGAGAGUCUCAGAAAGGAGAGAAAGCUGUACUUAAUAAUGGCCAGUGUAAUUUAUUAGGGUAUUAUGAAUGUGAUUGAUUCCUUUUAAAUAACCAGCUGUGUUGUAUGCCUCCUUAAUAAAUAGUUAUGGCUUGUUGUUUCAUUUCCUUCAAUCUGCACUAUUUAUCAGCUGCUGUCCUUCAAGAGAGUUUAACUUGUUUUGUCAUUCUGCCUUGAAAAGAUGUUGUGUGCUCUGCUUCAACACAGUUUAAAAAAAAAAACAAAAUUAAAAUCUUCACUUUUUAUGA